AAGCUUUCUUGUUCAUUGUUUCAAGAUUUCACUUUCCAUUUAUUCUCCUUUUGUCCGAUUGCUUUUUCUUUACCUUCUGGUGUAAAAUAUUCCUUAUCCAUCCUUUCUUUUCUUCUUUGGUUCAAGCGAAUCUCGACAAAAGCCAGCUCUCAAACGGGCUUUGCGAGUUAUCUUUAGUUCACCAGAUUUUCCCAAAGUUAUCAUAUGAACUAAUUUCGGUGUGAGUUUUCUAAAUCAAGAAACCAUUUCUUGAUUUUGACUUUUGGUUUCGUUUCAGUGAUCUGUUUUUCUUGGUAGACAAAGCAAACUUUCAAACUUUAGUUAGGGUUUCCAUCCCUUGAAAGAUCUCAUUCGUGGGAUUCGAUUUUGUGAGCACAAAUUAAAAUGGUAAGAGGAAAGAUCCAGAUCAAGAAGAUCGAGAACACUACAAGCAGACAAGUCACGUUCUCUAAGAGAAGGAAAGGUCUCUUUAAGAAGGCUCAUGAGCUUUCUGUUCUUUGUGAUGCCCAAGUCGCAGCAAUAAUCUUCUCUCAGAAGGGAAGAUUAUAUGAUUUCGCCAGCUCCGAUAUCCAGAAGACGAUCAAGCGAUAUGCCGAGUAUAAGACAGAGUAUUUCGUUGCAGAAAGUCACCCCAUGGAGCAAUACGUGCAGGGACUAAAGAAAGAAAUGGUAACAAUGGUGGAAAAGAUUGAAAUGCUUGAAGUGCAUAACCGGAAGUUGAUGGGGCAAAACCUGGCUUCUUGUUCGGUGAAAGAACUUCAAGAGAUAGCCACACAGAUAGAGAAAAGCCUUCAUAUUGUUAGAUCAAGAAAGGCUAAGUUAUAUGGAGAUGAAAUAGAGAAACUAAAAGCUAAGGAGAGGGAGCUCAAGGACGAGAGAGUCAGGCUUUGUGGAAGGGUUGGAGAAAGACCAAUGGGGACGCCAUCAAGUAGCAAAGAGAAAGAGGAUGUGGAAACGGACCUAGUUAUCGGAUUUCCGAAGAGCCGACGGUAACAUCUUUCUUGUUCGUUUAACAUGAUUUUAGCUACUUAUUAUCUCAAUUAAUGUCUGUAAAUCAAUAAUGUAUCAAUCACAUUUAUUUAUAUAUAAACCCAAAAUAAUGUGUCAGAGUGUACUAACUAUACUUUUCUUUGUGGAUGUAUGGUUUAAUUACUUAUUUCUUUA
Molecule: messenger RNA, 1164 nt
Organism: Brassica napus (rape)
Lineage: Eukaryota; Viridiplantae; Streptophyta; Magnoliopsida; Brassicales; Brassicaceae
Product: MADS-box protein AGL72
Exons: 7
Coding region: 385-993 (202 amino acids)
Biological process (GO): positive regulation of transcription by RNA polymerase II
Cellular component (GO): nucleus
Molecular function (GO): DNA-binding transcription factor activity, RNA polymerase II-specific; RNA polymerase II cis-regulatory region sequence-specific DNA binding; protein dimerization activity
Source: RefSeq, a predicted model, not a curated record